CAUGAAAAGUUCUUUGGCCUGCGUUCAUGACAGCUGCCUUUUGUCUGUGGGCAUGAUGUGAAGCCACCAUUGUGGAAGGGGGAGCACACAGGGAGGGCUUGUACCUAGCUUCCAGGCUGCCAGGACGUGCAGUUUCCCUGCGAACGGGAAGCGAGCUGUCGGAGCAAGUGACUCAGACUGGCAGAGGGGAGGCUGGGGGUGGCAGCCCCCACUGAUGCCAGCUCGGGCCCCUGCUUCCCGCACCUCCAGGGAGUCACUGCUGGCCGAGAGGGGACGGAGCUCUCGGCCAAUUGGGCGCUGAUCUGAAGCGGGGGGGGGAAAUCUGCUUCUCCCCGCUCCUUCCACCUCCGCGCUGGGGCUGUGAUUCAGUUCCCCUCCCCCAGCCCACCCCCUCUGCUCGGAGGCUGACAGCCGGAGCCGCAGCCUGCCGGAGCCCCGGAGCUGUUUUCCAAGCCGUGGAAGAGAGACCCAGGGAUUUUUUCUCAGCUCCUCAGUACCUGCUGUGUCCCGGGCCACACGCGCACGGACAUGGAGAGCGUCAGCCUCCAACGACCCGCCUGGAAAUGGCAAGUACUGAGUUUGUUUUCACUCUGCGGCUGGGGCUGGGUCUCCGGGCAGAUCCGCUACUCGGUGGUUGAGGAGUCAGAGGUGGGAACCGUGGUGGGGAACGUGGCCCGGGAUCUGGGCUUGAAGGUGGAGGAGCUGCCGGGUCGCAGGCUGCGCCUGGGCUCGGAGGAGAGCCUGCGCCACUUCGCCGUGCGCCUGGACAGCGGGGCGCUGGUGGUGAGCCAGCAGCUGGACCGGGAGCGUCUGUGCAGAGCGGCUGUCAGCUGCGUGCUGUCGGUGCAGGUGGUGACAGAGAACCCCCUGCAGCUCUUCCGCCUGGAAGUGGAGAUCCUGGACCUGAAUGACAACUCCCCGAGCUUCCCCACUGCUCACCGCACCCUGCGCAUUGCUGAGUCUGCCACAGUGGCUGCACGCUUUCCCCUGGAGAGCGCACAGGACCCUGAUGUGGGCACCAAUGCUGUGGGUUCCUACCGGCUGAGCCCCAACUCCCACUUCUCCCUGGACGUCAAGCAGCAGCAGGAUGGCAAACUCUUCCCAGAGCUGGUGCUGGAGCGUGCCCUGGACAGGGAAGAGCAGCCAGAACUGCAGCUGGUGCUGACGGCCAUGGAUGGGGGAAGCCCAGCCCGCUCGGGCACGGCACAGAUAACAGUCCUGGUCCUGGAUGUCAAUGACAAUGCACCCACCUUUGACCGUGCCACAUACAAGGUGCAAGUCCCGGAAAACACGCCCAUGGGGGCUCUGCUCCUCCGGCUCAAUGCAUCUGACCCUGACGAGGGCCCCAAUGGGGAGACAGAGUACUCCUUCGGGGUUCACACCUCUGACUUGGUCCGAAGGCUCUUUGCCUUGGAUCCCCACAGUGGUGAGGUCCGGGUGAGUGGGGCCUUGGACUUUGAGGAAUCCCCUUUCUAUGAGAUCUAUGUGCGAGCCCAUGAUGGUGGGGUCCCAGAGAUGGAGGGCCACUGUGUGCUACAGGUGGUAGUGGAGGAUGCCAAUGACAACCCCCCGGAGGUGCUGCUCACCUCCCUGCUGAACCCGGUGCCAGAAGACACCCCACCAGAGACUGUUGUGGGGCUCUUUAAUGUACGGGACCGAGACUCAGGGGUCAAUGGGGAUGUGAGCUUGGAGAUCUCCCCCGAUGUGCCUUUUUCCAUCAGGUCCCUUCAGAACCACUUCUCCCUCGUCACCCGGGAGAGCCUGGACCGAGAGUCCACCUCACAGUACACAGUGGAGCUGAUUGCCCAGGAUGGUGGGUCACCCACCUUCACAACAACGCUCACGCUGCUCCUUAACAUAUCUGAUGUGAAUGACAACCCCCCACGCUUCUUGCAGCCUUCCUACGAUGCCUUCCUGAUGGAGAACAACCUGCCUGGCUCCCUGCUGUGCACUGUCUCUGCCUCAGACCCUGACGAUGGGGAUAAUUCCCGGCUUGUUUACUCCAUAGAGAGUGGCCAAGUGCAGGGUGCCCCCACCUCUUCCUUCGUCCACAUCAACCCUGACAAUGGCAACCUCUACGCUCAGCGCACCUUUGACUUUGAGCUGCUGCAGGUUCUGCCAGUCUCUGUGGCCGUGCGGGACUCGGGGUCCCCCCCACUCCACGCCAACGUUACUGUCUACAUCUUUGUGCUGGACCAGAAUGAUCACCCCCCCACCAUCCUGCACCCUGCCAGCGACAGUGACAUGCUGGCACCCCAGAGGGUGCCGCUGUCUGCCCCACCAGGCUACCUGGUCACCAAGGUGACAGCAGUGGAUGCAGAUGCUGGGCACAAUGCCUGGCUCUCAUAUCGACUGCUGCCACAGUCCACCGACCCCUCCUUGUUCCACAUGUCACUGUACACCGGGGAGGUGCGGACGGCGCGUGCCCUCCAGGACACCGACACCGCAGUGCAGCAGCUCAUUGUCCAGGUGACGGACAAUGGUGACCCACCGCUCUCCACCACUGUCACCAUCACUUUGGCCCUGGAGGAGGCAGCCCUGGAGGAGAGCUACAAGCCUCGGGAUUUCCUGGCUGGUGCCAAGGAGAAGCCGGACCUGACCCUCUACCUGAUCAUUGCGCUGGCAGCCGUUAGCACCGUGGCCCUUGCCACUGUCACCCUCCUGGCCGCCCGGUGCCUCCGGCGCAGAGGCCGUGCUGCCACCUCGCCCUGCUGCUGCUGCUGGCUCAGCGAGUCGCCCUCCCGGGACUUCUUCAAGCACUCCAGCCCCAAGCUCCAGCUCAGCUCCGACGGCACCCUUAAGUACAUGGAGGUCACCCUGCGACCCACCGACUCCCAGUCCCAGUGCUACAGCACCUGCUUCUCCCCCGGCUCCGACCGCAGCGACUUCACCUUCCUCCGGCCAUGCCCGCCCCCCGCCACCCUACCGCGGGAAACCGGGGCUUUCCUCUCCGCUACCGGUACGCUGCGGGACCCCGGCCAGCAAGCUCAGCCUAACACAGACUGGCGCUUCUCUCAGACCCAGAGACCUGGAACGAGUGGCUCCCAGAAUGGAGAGGAAGGUGGAGCCUGGCCGAACAACCAGUUUGACACGGAAAUGCUCCAGGCCAUGAUCCUGGCUUCAGCAAACGAAGCUGCUGAUGGCAACUCGACCCUGGGCGGCGGGACGGGCACCAUGGGGCUGAGCGCCCGCUACGGACCCCAGUUCACCCUGCAGCACGUCCCCGAUUACCGGCAGAACGUCUACAUCCCGGGCAGCACUGCCACCCUCACCAAUGCCGCCGGCAAGCGCGAUGCCAAGAGCGCCGGCUCCUCGGGAGGCAACAAGAAGAAAUCCGGGAAGAAGGAGAAGAAGUAGAAAAGAAGAAGGAGACCUUAGAGCUACAGGGCAGCCGGCUCCAGCACUCCCCCCAAAUCACAGCCCAGGCCGGAGGAUGAAUGUCAAUUUUUUUUUUUUUUGAUGCAAAAAGUAGGAAACGCUGCUGCGAAUGUAUCUCCUCAUCAUCAGAGCUAGGAGCAGGGUCUCGCUGCUGUUAGGUCUCAUGAUGAAAACCAAUCCGGAAGCUAAACCGAACGCAAACAAGUGCCCUGUGAAUAAUUGCUAACAUUUUAUACGAUCCCUCGGGUAUUAGAAUAUGCAAGGGCGGAAGGUCUUCUGCCACAUCUUUGGAUCCGAUUUGCUCCCAGAUAGUCUGAGAAAGGCACAAAGCUUGUGCUUGGCUUUGCCCAGUGUAAAUAAUUUUAACGCGGAUCUUUUAAUUUAUAGACCUUCGAUCAUAUUUUUUUGGAAAGGAAAAGGCAGCUCCUAGCUUAAAGCCCAUGCUCCAAUUCUUUGCUCUUAAACUUUCCAUUAGUAAAAGUCACCCUGAGUUACUGCUAGCGAUGGAUUUGUUGCUGAGAAGUUGGUAGGGAGUGCUUCAGUUCCUGCUUACCUGUUACCCGGAAAAAAAAUAAUAAGUAAGUGUUUAUAUUGCAUGAGUCAAAGGGAAUAUGGCAAAGCUGCAUCCUGAACAUUUUUCUUUUUUAGAAAUGCAACCACCAAUGGCCUGAAAUAUGAGACAAAAACAAAAGAAACCAACACCCUCCUGAUAGCUGGGAGGUAGGGAAUUCAAUGAGGAGCGUGCCGAGGCGUGCGGCAGCUGCCCCAGCGGUUCUAGGGGUCUCCGAAGAGCAGACACAUCUCAUCCCUUCCUUGCAGUAAAUAUUUAUGUGUACAGUCAAUGUUCUUCUGGAAUUAAAGCUAAGAGAGUCUCGCUCCCCUGCGGCCAGGCUCCUUUCAGGCAGCCAACUGGCCGAGUCCCCGCCGAGGGGACUGGGGGGGGAUGAGGAUGCUUCACGUUUCUGCACACCGUGUCUGCAUGCACGUCCUUCACCUCACACCUGCACUAGCGCAGUUAGCUCCACGGACCCACCGAAGUCCUCGCAUGCCCACGCAGCAUGGUGUGAACGUGCCGGCAGCUGCCCGAGUCUCCGUGCUGGGGCUGCCUUGGGGAGGGGUGGGGGGGUUGGGUGGUAGGAUUGGUCAAACAGGGGUAGGGAAACUCAUUGCUUCUUAUUUGGGGUGCAGACCCCAAAUAAGAGGGUUGUUUGGGGUCUCGCCCAAAGGGGUGAGAUCCGCAGAGCUGCCAGCACGUGGCUUUGGUGCAGAGUUGGCAACCGAGUAAGUGACAGUUGGUUGGGUGGCGCCUGGGGACCAGAUCUGGAGGAGGGACCUGAGAACUGGGGGGCGAGUACAGGGUGGUGCCGCAAAGCCGGCAAUCCGGAGCAACAAGGGACAGGGGUCGCGUGGGACCACGCCAGGCCAGCCCGGGGCAGGUGAUGCUCCUGCUGGCUUUGGGCUUUCCACCCCGAGGAGGGAAUCAAAGGAUAAGGAAUAGAGUUUCUCCAUGUGCCCAUCACCCUUGCACCGGGCCGGCUUCCCAUAUCAAAGCAGCUCUGAGCCCCCCCAGGAAGGCAGAGAGGG
Molecule: messenger RNA, 4962 nt
Organism: Chroicocephalus ridibundus (black-headed gull)
Lineage: Eukaryota; Metazoa; Chordata; Aves; Charadriiformes; Laridae
Product: protocadherin gamma-A4-like
Exons: 4
Coding region: 529-3357 (942 amino acids)
Biological process (GO): homophilic cell-cell adhesion
Cellular component (GO): plasma membrane
Molecular function (GO): calcium ion binding
Source: RefSeq, a predicted model, not a curated record